UGGCCCCUUACCUUUGAGAAGAAAAACUAUAGAAAAAGCAAACCAAUAAUCUGCAGAGGAAGAGAGAGAGUGUGGAGACAUGGCAGGGAUAACAUUUUGUCACCACUUAGCCUUCUCCUCUCAGAGCAACUUGAGUCCAUCUUGGUUGAUCACCGGAGCGACAAAGAGGCCACAACUGCAUAUUAAAAGAUUGGUGACUAAGGCCGAAGUGAGCUUCGUCGACUCUGAUGAGGCGAAGAAGCUGAUAGCGGUCGAGGGCUACGCAGUUAUAGACGUUCGCGACAAAACUCAGUUUGAGAGAGCACAUAUAAAGAACUGCUAUCACGUCCCAUUGUUCAUUCUGAACAACGACAACGAUUUAGGAACGAUAAUAAAGAGAACCGUGCACAACAAUUUCUCGGGCUUGUUUUUCGGGUUGCCUUUCACCAAGCCUAAUCCGGAAUUCGUUGAAUCUGUCAAGAACCAGUUUUCAUCUGAGAGUAGCAAGCUGCUGCUUGUUUGUCAAGAGGGGCUCAGGUCUGCUGCUGCUGCCUACAAAUUGGAGGAAGCCGGUUAUCAGAAUAUAGCGUGCAUAUCAUCCGGGCUACAAUCUGUAAAACCUGGUACAUUCGAUGCCAUUGGUUCAACGGAGCUGCAAGAUGCGGGGAAGGCUGGUCUGAUUCAAGUUCAAGGCAAAAUCUCAGCAGUGCUGGGGACUGUUCUCAUCUGUGCGUUUCUGUUCAUUACAUUCUUCCCUGACCAAGCAGAGAAGCUGUUCCAGCUCGCCCCGACAAGCUAAAAGCUCGAGUAAUUCGGUAGAACUUAGAUUUUGCACCUGAGAAGUUGAAAUAUUUGAACACAAGAAGGAAAUAGAUUAUUUGGUGUAAUUAUCCAAUCAGAAAUGAAUUGAUUAUCAUUGUCA
Messenger RNA from Salvia hispanica, 901 nucleotides. RefSeq names its product Rhodanese/Cell cycle control phosphatase superfamily protein. The record is from RefSeq and is a predicted model, not a curated record. Gene Ontology annotation, cellular component: chloroplast. NCBI's taxonomy places the organism in Eukaryota, Viridiplantae, Streptophyta, Magnoliopsida, Lamiales, Lamiaceae.